This is a messenger RNA of Brassica napus (rape), 1014 nucleotides long. RefSeq lists its product as uncharacterized. The record is from RefSeq and is a predicted model, not a curated record. The coding region runs from base 1 to 1014 and encodes 337 amino acids. Lineage: Eukaryota; Viridiplantae; Streptophyta; Magnoliopsida; Brassicales; Brassicaceae. The transcript is spliced from 2 exons.
AUGGAGGAUGUGCUAUCCCGAGCGUGGGCACAGGUGAAGUGGGAAGAGGACGUCGCUAGCCGCCCCAAGGCUAAACCCAAACAGGAUCAGAGGUCCACCCGAUCAGACCGGGGAGACCGAGAAGAAAGAUCCUCCCAAAAGGGAUACAAGGACUCCGGAAGCAGGAACCGGGGCAGGUUCCAAUAUCGGCCAUUAGAAAAAGAAGAGGGGAUGUCUGUGUCUACCAAUCUCUCAAUAUUCACACCAGAGCUGGUCAAUACGCUGAGGCAGAUGGGCCAACAGAUCGAGGUCAACGAACUGCUCCAAAAGGGGCAUCUCCGAGAAUCCCUUUCAAAGAAAGCCACGGCUCAUCUUAGCAAAAAAGCAUCAGGGAAAUCCAAAGGAGACGCACCAAGCUCACCACCUCGCCAGGACCGGGUGAUUCAUGUCAUCUCAGGAGGCUCUGAAGUAACUGGCGUGAGUCAUGCAGCUGCGAAGAAGAGCACCCGUAAUCCUAAACACGGCCUAGAGACUGCUCAACCUAAAUGCCUACUUCUAAGUACCGACGAGAUAAGCUUCACAGCCAACGAGCAAGAAAAGAUAUUAGCUCCCCACCAUGACGCUCUAGUUGUCUCUCUCACCAUAGCGUACUGUUUGGUGAAAAGAAUACUAGUAGACAACGGGUCCUCCAGCAAUAUCAUCUUCCUGACGGCGCAAAGUAACUCCACUCAUCGCAAAGUAACUCCACUCAUCAGGUUCAGCGGCGAGGUCAAGCAAACCGCUGGGGAGGUUGUUCUGCCAGUAUAUGCUGAAGGGAUCAACCUAUCUACCAAAUUCCUGGUCGUGGACUGCCAAUCGGCAUACAACAUGAUCUUAGGUCAACCCUGGAUUCACGACAUGGGAGCAGUCCUUUCAACCCUCCAUCAAAUAGUGAAGUUCCCUACACCCUGGGGCAUCAGAGCAAUCCGAGGAGACCAGGAGAAUUCUAGGUCCUACUACCAGACCACCUUAAAAGGGAAGACCAAGGUCUUAUAG